AUCAGUUGGGAGUUCAAAUGGGAGAACAAGGAUGAAGCAGAAUGUUACGGCCCAUACAGCAGUGAACAAAUGCUGAAAUGGCAGGACGAGGGUUACUUCAAGGAUGGAGUUUUUGUUAGAAAGACCACAGUAGACAGUAAAGAAUUUCAGAGUUCUAAAAGAAUUGAUUUUAGUCUGUAC
Messenger RNA from Helobdella robusta, 180 nucleotides. RefSeq lists its product as hypothetical. Gene Ontology annotation, molecular function: protein binding. NCBI's taxonomy places the organism in Eukaryota, Metazoa, Annelida, Clitellata, Rhynchobdellida, Glossiphoniidae. The annotation marks the transcript as partial. The transcript has a single exon. Gene Ontology annotation, cellular component: U5 snRNP. The record is from RefSeq and is a predicted model, not a curated record.